Nomia melanderi (Alkali bee) is the source of this 1069-nucleotide messenger RNA. It is a transcript of the gene PGRP-S3, whose product is annotated as peptidoglycan recognition protein S3. Gene Ontology annotation, biological process: peptidoglycan catabolic process; innate immune response. The record is from RefSeq and is a predicted model, not a curated record. Gene Ontology annotation, molecular function: zinc ion binding; N-acetylmuramoyl-L-alanine amidase activity; peptidoglycan binding. Lineage: Eukaryota; Metazoa; Arthropoda; Insecta; Hymenoptera; Halictidae.
ACGAGAAUUUCAUUUGAAUGAUAAGACGCAGCAUUAUGUUAUCGUAAUAUAGAACAUUUUAAUUCGAUAAUGAAAAUCAUCAAUAUAUCAAAAUAUAAAAUGAAUUUUUAUUUAUUGUAUUUAUACCGAGUAUGUACUUGUUUAUGAUAAAUUACUUUAUUGUAAUGUUCAAUAUACAAAAAGUUAAAAUUUUGUAAAUCCUUUCUUCACACAAAAUGUGUACUUACAUUGUUUUCAAAUUCACGUGAAAAAUGAAGAGUUCAAGAUUGAUUAGCUAUGUGGAUUUUUAUCGUACAAUUAUAUAUAGUUGAAGUGAUAAUGUAGAAAUAUAAAACAAAUUUCAUUCUGUUUGCCUCACAUUUCAUUACUGGAACGAAGAAAUAGCGCAGUGUUGUACGUUAACGAAUAAUUCAAGAUAAUUUAUUGUAACUAUUUAAAAAUGCUAGAUACAAGAUGGGCCAUCAUUUUCCUAUUCUCUUACGUUUGCAUUGCACAGGGGGAUGAAGAGUGUCCCACAAUCAUUAAACGAAACCAAUGGAGUACUAAAGAAGCGAAGAGUGUAAAUUAUUUAAUUCUUCCUAUUCCUUAUGUUAUAAUUCAUCAUACAGUUACUCCUGAAUGUUCUUCAAAAAUGCAAUGUAAUACUAGGGUUGAAAACAUUCGUUAUCAUCAUAUGGACACUUUGGGUUGGCAUGAUAUAGGAUUUUCAUUCUUAAUUGGGGGUGAUGGAAACAUAUAUGAAGGUUGUGGCUGGAAUCGUGAAGGAGCUCAUGCAAUUGGGUACAAUAAAAAAUCUGUUGGAAUUGCUUUCAUAGGAAAUUUUCAAGAAAAACUUGCAAGCGACAACAUGAUUAAUGCUGCACAUAAACUUAUUGUUUGUGGAAAAUCACAAGGAAUACUUAGAGAUGAUGUUCGUGUAGUUGGUGCUAGACAAGUUACAAACACUGCAAGUCCAGGAAUUGAACUGUAUGGACAAAUUCAAAACUGGCCUGAAUGGGUUUCAAAACCUUAACUUGUCAUUUAUGUUUAGUCCAUUUAUGCAUUUUUUAAUAAAAUAAUUGAAUAUAAA